AGGGCUUGGGAAUUCUUUAGGGAGGAAAAUGGGCUCUUAAGAUAAAACAUGUUAAUUUGAACGUAUAAAUUUUAGACUUGGAGAUGAGGGAAUGGCAAAUCUAGUUAAAUACAAAGGUCUGUGCAUUGUUAACUAAUGCGUUGCAUAUUGUGAUAAAGUUUAUUCCAACUUACAAAUGACAGUCUCCACCUAUCACAUGUGGUCUUCACUGCUAAACCAGCAGAUCUCCAGGAGAAGAUGACUGUCUUCUUUAAAACACUCCGAAAUCAUUGGAAGAAAACCACAGCUGGGCUCUGCCUGCUGACAUGGGGAGGCCACUGGCUCUACGGGAAACACUGUGAUAACCUGCUAAGAAGAGCAGCCUGUCAAGAAGCUCAGGAGUUUGGCAAUCAAUUAAUUCCUCCCAAUGCGCAAGUGAAGAAGGCAACUGUCUUUCUCAACCCUGCAGCUUGCAAAGGCAAAGCCAGGACUCUGUUUGAAAAAAAUGCUGCCCCGAUUUUACAUUUAUCUGGCAUGGAUGUGACUGUCGUUAAGACAGAUUAUGAGGGACAAGCCAAGAAACUCCUGGAAUUGAUGGAGAGCACAGAUGUGAUCAUUGUUGCUGGAGGAGAUGGGACACUGCAAGAGGUUGUUACUGGAGUUCUGCGAAGAACAGAUGAGGCUACCUUCAGUAAGAUUCCCAUUGGAUUUAUCCCACUGGGACAGACCAGUAGUUUGAGUCAUACCCUCUUUGCCGAAAGUGGAAGCAAAGUCCAACAUAUUACAGAUGCCACACUUGCCAUUGUAAAAGGAGAGACAGUUCCACUUGACGUCUUACAGAUCAAGGGUGAAAAGGAACAACCUGUGUUUGCAAUGACUGGCCUACGAUGGGGAUCCUUCAGAGAUGCUGGCGUCAAAGUUAGCAAGUACUGGUAUCUUGGGCCUCUAAAAAUCAAAGCAGCCCACUUUUUCAGCACUCUUCAGGAAUGGCCUCAGACUCAUGAAGCCUCCAUCUCCUACACGGGACCUACAGAGAGACCUCCCAGUGAAUCAGAAGAGACCCCUCCCCGGCCUUCUCUGUACAGGAGAAUAUUACGCAGACUUGCCUCCUACUGGGCACAACCGCAGGAUGCCCUCUCGCAAGAGGUGAGCCCAGAGGUCUGGAAAGACUUACAGCUGUCCACCAUUGAGCUGUCCAUCACAACCCGGAAUGGCCAGCUUGACCUGACAAGCAAAGAAGACUUUAUGAACAUCUGCAUUGAACCUGACACUGUCAGCAAAGGAGACUUCAUAACUAUAGGAAGUAAAAAGGUAAGAGACCCCAAACUCCGUGCGGAUGGCACCGAGUGUCUCCAAGCCAGCAGGUGCACCCUGCUUCUUCCUGAGGGAACAGAGGGCUCUUUCAGCAUUGACAGUGAAGAGUAUGAAGCGAUGCCUGUUGAGGUGAAACUGCUCCCCAGGAAACUGCAGUUCUUCUGUGAUCCCAAGAAGAAAGAACAGAUGCUGCAGAGCACAGCCUAGUGAGUGGACAGUGACGAGGGCCUCUCCGAGACCACACUUUGGGCCACCCGUGGGACCAAAAGGAAACAGAUGCCUCAGCUGUCCCCAUAGGGUUGUCAGAGAAUCCCAAGGGCAUUUUCACAGCAAGUAUCCCGUCCUCCUCAGCAGUGCUUCCCAUAGUGCACCCUGCCACCUGCUCUGCAAUUGGUACUCCAUUAGAGCAUGCUUUCAUUUUGGUGUGAUAGUCAGUCCCUCCUAGAUAGUGAUUUCCCUCAAGCUUGUCAAGGACAUUCUUACUCUCAGUGGUUGGAAAGGGCUAGAGCUUUGUUAUCUCCUUGAAGUGCACCCAUGUAUGGAGAACAGGAUCUAAUUUUUUUUUUUCUUUUGGUACCAGGGAUUGAACCAAGGAGUGCUUAAUCACUGAGUCACAUCCCCAGCCUGUUUUAUUUUUUGAGACAGGGUGUCUCACUAAAUGAGACUGGCUUUGAAUUUGUGGUCCUCAUGCCUCAGCCUCUGGAGCUGCUGAGAUUAUAGGUGUGCACCACUGCAACCAGCAGGAGAGCAGGAUGCUAAAUUUUGUCUAAGAUCGUCCAUCCCUGUUCUUUGAUUGUCCGGGGGAAGCAGUGCCUUCCCCAGGUGCCCUUUCCUAUGUCUGGCUCCUCCAUGGGUGAUGCUACUUUGUGAGCUCUGGUUCUUGUUUAGCUAGUUUCAGUUCUAUCCUCAAUUCAAAAGCAAAUGUGAGGUAGUUUCCUUCUUCAACCAUGGCUAAACUAUUGUAAAAUGCAAUUUUUUUCUUCUUUUUUUAAAGAAGUGCUUCUUCAAUGUUGGUUGGUUUGCAUGAGAACCACUUGGGGUGCAUGCUGAAAACUGACUUGGGGCCCACCCCAAACUUAACAACUCAGCCAGGGAUGGGCCAGGAGUCUGCAUUAGGAAGGCUUACUUCAGCUAAAUCUGUAAGUUGAUCCUUUAACCUUACUUGGAGAAAGUGUUUUAAAGUAAUGUUCCACCAACUAUUCUGCUCAUGUUUUCCCCAAAAGUAUUUGAAAAAUCAUGUAUCCCAUCAUACAUCUAUGUGACAUCUAAAAUUUUUGUGGGAAGUUAAAUAGUUGCCAAAAUAUGUACUUUCUAAUGUCAUGUAAAUAUUGAUGUUUUAAAAUAACUGUUACAUCACUCUUUUAAACAUAUCCAGUGCAAUUUGACACCUCUCAUUCAUUUGUAAAAAUAAAUGAACUAGUUAUUUAGUGGUUUAAAAUUUUAAAUUAUUUUUUCUCCCUGUGGGUGUAUUUCCAUACCACUGUCAGUAAAAAGAAUCUUAUCAUAAUGUAAUCUAUUUUUAUGCUUGACAUUUUUUAUCAAAUGCUUCUCAUCAUCAAAAAAUUAAAAUGGAAAUAAGUUUUUUUUAGUUCUUACAUGUUUACAGAAUAAAUGUUACCAUAAUUACUGGUAUAACUGAUUAAAACUAAUAAUUAAAAAUAUUAGAAUGUUCUUUA
Ictidomys tridecemlineatus (thirteen-lined ground squirrel) is the source of this 2969-nucleotide messenger RNA. The record is from RefSeq and is a predicted model, not a curated record. NCBI's taxonomy places the organism in Eukaryota, Metazoa, Chordata, Mammalia, Rodentia, Sciuridae.